CGCGCAGUGCGACUCCGGAGGCGCGGGCUGGCCCCUCAGCCGGUUUGGAUCCGGGUCGGUUAGGCCCCGCGAUCGGGUAACGACAAGCUGGGCGGACCGGACUGGUUCACGGGAGCGCCCCAGCUGCAAGGAGGGGGAAGAAAUGGAGAACUUUGGUUAGCCAAGAGGUUUGAUGAAGUGGAUAUCAUUUAAAGACUCAUCUACAGAACACUAUUAUUAACGGGUACAUCCAUAGUAGUGUAAAAACUUUCACAAUGAAAUCUGAAGCCAAGGAUGGAGAAGAGGAGAGUCUACAAACUGCUUUCAAGAAAUUAAGAGUGGAUGCAUCAGGGUCCAUAGCGUCUCUGUCUGUCGGAGAAGGCACAAGUGUCAGAGCAUCCGUCAGAACAGCAGCAGAGGAUACCAAACCUAAAGCCACGUGUGCAUCUAAAGAAAGCUGGCAUGGGUCUACAAGGAAGUCUUCACGAGGAGCAGUGAGAACACAGCGCCGUCGACGUUCUAAGUCUCCUGUCCUUCAUCCUCCAAAGUUCACGCACUGUGGCACAGUGUCUGCUCCCUGUGGCCGCCUCCGGCAUGGAAGCCAGACCGACGCCCCUGACGGCGGCAGUGGGCUGGGAAUUCCAGCCCCCAGAGAGUUCAGUGCAGGAGAAUGCUCUACUUCUCUCCAUACUAGUCAAACAGGGCCAGUUGUUGAGCCUUUGAGAACUUCGGUUCCAAAGCUCCCAUCAGAGAGUAAGAAGGAAGACUGCUCUGAUGCUACCCAAGUCUCCCAAGCAAGUCUCAAGGCCAGUGAUCUCUCUGACUUCCAGUCUGUUUCCAAGCUAAACCAGGGCAAGCCGUGUGCAUGCAUAGGCAAAGAGUGCCAGUGUAAGAGAUGGCAUGAUAUGGAAGUGUAUUCCUUUUCAGGCCUGCAGAAUGUCCCUCCCUUGGCCCCAGAACGAAGAGCCGCGCUUGAGGACUACUCUCAGUCGCUCCACACCAGAACUCUGUCUGGCUCCCCCCGCUCCUGUUCGGAGCAAGCUCGAGUCUUUGUGGAUGAUGUGACCAUUGAGGACCUGUCAGGCUACAUGGAAUAUUACUUGUAUAUUCCCAAGAAAAUGUCCCACAUGGCAGAAAUGAUGUACACCUGAUAGCAAGAAGCUGAUUGAUACGCUUUAAACCAAUGAAGGUUGUCAGACAGAUGUAGUUAAUGGCAGACCUUGCAGCCACUUUGUGUGAGAAGAUACCUUCUGCUCACUGUGCUUGCAAUAAAAACUUUUCUUGGCAUCUCA
Messenger RNA from Manis pentadactyla (Chinese pangolin), 1271 nucleotides. RefSeq names its product oxidative stress responsive serine rich 1 (gene OSER1). Gene Ontology annotation, biological process: cellular response to hydrogen peroxide. Bases 255 to 1130 code for a protein of 291 amino acids. The record is from RefSeq and is a predicted model, not a curated record. The transcript is spliced from 5 exons. NCBI's taxonomy places the organism in Eukaryota, Metazoa, Chordata, Mammalia, Pholidota, Manidae.